Molecule: messenger RNA, 1062 nt
Organism: Colletotrichum higginsianum IMI 349063
Lineage: Eukaryota; Fungi; Ascomycota; Sordariomycetes; Glomerellales; Glomerellaceae
Product: ATP binding protein
Exons: 3
Coding region: 1-1062 (353 amino acids)
Cellular component (GO): cytoplasm
Molecular function (GO): GTPase activity
Source: RefSeq, a predicted model, not a curated record
AUGCCUUUUGCGCAGCUAGUUCUGGGCAGUCCGGGCUCCGGAAAGAGCACGUACUGCGAUGGCAUGCACCAGUUCAUGGGCGCCAUUGGUCGCGCAUGCUCUGUGGUGAACCUCGAUCCCGCGAACGACCACACAAGCUACCCGAAAGCGCUUGACAUCCGGGACCUGGUGAAGCUGGAGGAUAUCAUGGCGACGGACAAGCUGGGUCCGAAUGGCGGCAUUCUCUACGCCCUGGAAGAGCUAGAACACAAUAUGGAGUGGCUCGAGGAAGGGCUGAAAGAGUUCAGCGAAGACUAUAUUCUGUUUGACUGCCCGGGACAGGUCGAGCUAUACACACAUCACAACUCGCUGCGCAAUAUCUUCUUCAGGCUACAGAAGAUCGGUUUCAGGCUUGUCGUAGUACACCUCUCCGACUCGUUCUGCCUAACCCAACCUUCGUUGUACAUCUCGAACCUGCUCCUGGCCCUCCGCGCCAUGCUCCAGAUGGACAUGCCACACAUCAACGUCCUGACCAAGAUCGACAAAGUGGCCUCCUAUGAUAGCCUGCCCUUCAAUCUCGAAUAUUACACCGAUGUUGACGACCUGUCGUACCUGAUUCCCUACCUCGAGGAGGAAUCGCCGGCGAUGCGCAACGAAAAGUUCAGUCGACUGAACGAGGCGGUCUCGAAUAUGAUUGAGAGCUACAGUCUGGUCCGUUUCGAGGUCCUCGCCGUGGAAGACAAGAAGAGCAUGAUGCAUCUCCUCCGAGUGAUCGACCGAGCAGGAGGAUACGUUUUCGGAAGCGCUGAGGGUGCGAACGAUUCCGUCUGGCAGGUCGCCAUGCGCAAUGAGUCGGCCAUGAUGGAAAUCCAGGAUAUCCAGGAGCGCUGGGUCGACCGCAAGACCGAGCACGAUGAGCUAGAGCGGAAAGAGUGGGAGGAGCAAGCCAAAAUGCGGGAGGAGGAAGACCCGAGCGCGGGUCAGUCAUCGGCACAGCAGGCUGCGGCGGAUUAUGAUCCAGACUUCGGCGACAUGUCGAUACCCGCGGAUAGCGGUGUAAAAGUAGUGCGCAGGAACAAAUGA